AUGUCAACUGCACCAUCUCCCCCACAAGACCCUGAGCCUGAUCCUAAGCCAGAUCUUGCUCCUUUUGAUCAGCCUGAUGUUGCACCUGCCGAUCCUGAGCCGAUAUCUGACCAUGACCCUAUUCCUUUUGCUUUACCAGACAUUGCACCUCUUAUUCCCGACCCAGUUUCUGCACCUGUUGACCCUCCUUUUGUUAAGCCAUUUAUUCUUCCACCCGCACCCGCUGAUGUUGCUCCUCUCCCUCCUGUAGAGUCCGAUGACAUCCCUGCACCCCAUCCAGGGGAAGGUACUUUAGGUCAGCACCCGCGUGACGAUCCUUUUGCUUCAGCAGCUUUUCCCCAGAUCCCUCAUGCUGCACCAUUUGCUCCCUUCACUUCUUCACCGCUUGACGAGCCAUUCCGAUGGUUCCCAACAUACUCUAUGCCGAUUUCAGACCCCCAUCAUCCCUCUCAUUUUGUUGGUUAUACGCGGGAUGAGUUACUUUUAUCACUUCAACUUCAGUUUGAGAUUAUGAGUCGCAGAGUUUUGGAGCUUGAGUUGACUCCACGUCCCCUACCGUGCCCUUGUCAGCCUGCUUUUGUUCCCCCACAUUCAUCACCGUCUCCUUUUGCACAUCCACCUACUCCUCUUACUCCUUUUCCAGGUUUUGAUGCUCGUCUCCAUACUAUCGAGCAACAGAUCAGUUACUUGCUUCGCCGUGUGCACGAGCUUGAGGGGGAGCUCACACGUGUUCUCAGCUGUACCUACAAACAGUUUUUGGACUGCAAGCCUUUGAACUUCGACGGCACUGGAGGUGCCGUAGCUUUUGUGUGA
Messenger RNA from Helianthus annuus (common sunflower), 813 nucleotides. RefSeq names its product vegetative cell wall protein gp1-like. Lineage: Eukaryota; Viridiplantae; Streptophyta; Magnoliopsida; Asterales; Asteraceae. The transcript is spliced from 3 exons. Bases 1 to 813 code for a protein of 270 amino acids. The record is from RefSeq and is a predicted model, not a curated record.